AAGGAGGGGUGAUGACGAUGGCGAAGAUGAUGUCUCUUUAAAGAGAGAGAUUGUUCCUGCUGAGUUGUUUCUCCUCCCGCGGUAUAAAAGCUCAUCUCUCUUCACCCUGCCGCAGUCUGCAUCCGGCUUAGAGAUGAGCUACCCACUGGACCACCUCUACGGCCACGGAUCCUACCGCAGGACACCACAGGGACACUCUGCCCGGCCCGCCGCUUCCCUCUCCUCCUCCGGCUACCACUCCCAGCCAUGGACGACCUCCCAGCGCCACCGCCCGGCCUACAGCCAGGUAGCCUCUGCAGACAGCUUGGAAAUCUUUAAUGGCGACAUGACUCGGAGGAACGAGAAGGAGAUUCUGCAGACACUCAACGACCGGUUCGCGGGUUACAUCGACAAGGUGCGGAACCUCGAGCUGAUUAACUCGAAUCUGGAGCAGGAAGCGGCUGCACUGCGACAGAGCCAGACCGGGCGCGCUACGGUUGGAGAGCACUAUCAGCGUGAGCUGGGGGACCUGAGGGUUAUGGUCCAGCAGUUGACCGGGGAGAAGGCACGCACACUCUUGGAGCAUGACCACCUUGAAGAGGACAUCCAGCAUGUGCGGACUAGGCUCGAGGACGAGGCACGCAGCCGGGAGGAGCUGGAGGCCGCAGCACGCGUCAUGAACAAGUAUGUGGAUGAGUCUGGGCUUGCACGGCUGGAGCUGGACAAGAAGCUGUUCGCGCUGCAGGAAGAAGCCGCGUUCCUGAAGAAGAACCACGAGGAUGAGGUGGCCGAGAUGCUCGCACAGAUCCAGGGUACACAGGUGAGGUUCGAGGCUCGAGACACGAUCAAGGCGGACGUGACGAGCGCGCUGCGGGAGAUCCGCGCUCAGCUGGAUGGCCACGCGACCAAGAGCGCAAUGCAGGCAGAGGGAUGGUUCAAAGUGCGUAUGGAACGGUUGGCGGAUGCAGCUCACUCUAAUAAGGAUGCAAUCCGCGGUGCCCAAGAGGAGAUAGCCGAGUAUAGACGGCAGCUGCAGAGCCGCACCAUCGAACUGGAGACCCUCAAAGGAACCAAGGAGUCUUUGGAGAGACAAUGCAUGGAUAGUGAGGACAGACACCAUGGGGAUAUCCACUCCCUACAGGAGACCAUCCACCAGCUGGACGGUGAGCUGAAGAGUACUAAGUGGGAGAUGGCCAGUCAGCUGAGGGAAUAUCAGGAGCUGCUGAAUGUCAAGAUGGCUCUGGAUAUAGAGAUAGCUGCCUACAGGAAGUUGCUGGAAGGGGAGGAGACUCGGUUCCUAUCUGGGCCAAGCCUGUUCUCCUACUCCUCCGUUCACCUUAAGCUUAAGGGGGAGGAGCUCUCAGACACAGUCAUACUGGAGGAACAGACGGAUGAGACACAGGUCACUGAGGUGACAGAGGAAGGAGAGGAAGAGAAGGGCGAAGAGAAUGAAGAGGAAGUAAAGGAUGAGGAAGAGGAUGAGACCAAAGCUGAGGUAGGAGAGGGGGAAGGAUCUGAGGAUAAGGGAGGAGAGGAGGAAGAGGGUGAUAAGGAGGAAGGGGAAGGAUCUGAGGAUAAGGGAGGAGAGGAGGAGGGUGAUAUGGAUGAAGAGGAAGGAUCUGAGGAUAAGGGGGAAGAGGAGUCAGGUGAGGAGAAAGAGAAGUCUAAGUCACCUGAGGAGACUGCUUCUCCAUCUAAGUCUCCCACCAAAACCCCCCAGCCCAAAUCUCCCGCCGUCAAAUCCCCUGAAUCCAAAUCACCCCCAGCCAAAUCUCCCCUCCCCAAAUCACCCGCCAAGUCUCCUGCCCCCAAAUCUCCAACGGAGAAAUCUCCCCAGCUCAAAUCCCCAGAGUCUAAGUCCCCUCCUCCCAAGUCCCCCCUCCCCAAGUCUCCUGAACCCAAGUCCCCCAUCCAGGAGAAGGCCAAGCCCCCUGCAGAAGACAAACCAGCCAAGGAGGAGAAGAAAGAGAAGGAACAACCCCAGCCUGUAAAAGAGGAGGAGAAUAAACAGGAGCCAGAACCCAAGGAGAAAGAGAAGAGUGGGAGCGAGCCUAAAGAGAAGGCUGAGGAGAAGACAGACAAACCAGAUCCAAAGAAGGAGAGCAAGCCAGAGGAGACCCCAACACCUGCCCCUCCUGCCGCCGCCUUGGCCAAGCCUGCAGAGGAGAAGCCCGCCCCCGCCAAGGAGAGCCCCGCCCCUGCUAAGAAGGAAGAUGAGAAACAGGCCCCAUCCAAAACAGAUGACAAACCUCAGGCAGAGUUGAAGCCUGCCCCCAAAGAAUCACCAGAGAAAACAGAGAGCAAGAAAGAGAAGAAACCAGAGCCCAAAGAGGAGGUGAAGGAGGACAAGCAGGAGGCCUCUAAAGGGUCCGACAGUAAAGAGGUUAAGGAUACGAAGGUGGAAGGUAAGGCAGAGAAGGACGAAAAGUCCUCCAGCACUGAGGUCAAAGAGAAAGCCAUGAAGUGAAUCACUAACGCGUUGUGUAUGAGCCUAGAGUGAGAGAGAGAGAGAGAGAGAGAGAGAGAGAGACGCCAAAGAACUAUCGGGGAGGGAUGGGAGGGGGAAGGGAGGGAGGCUACUGAAGAUCUGAGAAGCCUUUGUAAAGAUAGGCCAGAGCAGAGUAGGAGACAAACAAUAAACAAGCAAAGCAAUAGUGUUUCUCUAGUUCCUAAUCCCUGGGUACUCAACCCUGAUAUGAUGCUUCUUCUAAUGUAUGACUGUAAAGAAUGCAGAAUGCUCUAAACUCUAUCUGAAUGUGUCUGACUUCCCAACAAUAAUAUCAAGUGCAUUAAAAUAGCAACAUCGCUCUGGCUGGGAGCACAGCACAGGGCCAUGUACCUUCUGAAGCCUUCAAGGGCAAAGAUGUCAACAAAUGUCUAUAAAAGAUUGUGUCAGGUGAAUAUAUUGUACUGUAUGUGUAUAUUUAUGACGAUAUAAAUUAGUAUAUUAUAUUGACUAUAAAAAGCAAAGAGACUAUGAACCCGCUCAUUGUGCACCUUAAACAGCUCCCUGUCUGAUGGUUAUGCUGAGUCACUGUGCUGUGGUUAGUAUGCUAGGUCAGGGAGGAGAACUCUGAAGUCAGGGAUGACUGUGCCAUGUAUAAACUGCUGAGAAUAUGCAAUAUAAACUGAUGUAACUAAUAAAAUGUUCAAACU
Messenger RNA from Oncorhynchus keta (chum salmon), 3135 nucleotides. RefSeq names its product neurofilament medium polypeptide-like. Gene Ontology annotation, cellular component: neurofilament; axon. Lineage: Eukaryota; Metazoa; Chordata; Actinopteri; Salmoniformes; Salmonidae. Gene Ontology annotation, molecular function: structural constituent of postsynaptic intermediate filament cytoskeleton. The transcript has 4 exons. The record is from RefSeq and is a predicted model, not a curated record. Gene Ontology annotation, biological process: axon development. The coding region runs from base 134 to 2446 and encodes 770 amino acids.